Messenger RNA from Suillus subaureus, 1746 nucleotides. RefSeq lists its product as uncharacterized. Lineage: Eukaryota; Fungi; Basidiomycota; Agaricomycetes; Boletales; Suillaceae. The transcript is spliced from 13 exons. The record is from RefSeq and is a predicted model, not a curated record. The coding region runs from base 1 to 1746 and encodes 581 amino acids.
AUGGCACUGCAAUGGCACUUGCCUAAUUUCUCACAGGUAUUAUCCUUAAAAGCGUCUUCUUUACCUCUUGACUCUAUCCAGAUAGUGAUGGAUAUCCUCUACAAUCCAGACAAUGGUGCACCUUUCUUUGACUCAAUUCUCUUUCGAGAAAAUGCAUUCUUCACCUUCUCAUUUGUUUUGAAUAAUUGCCCUGAGGUAAUGGCUUCAUUACCAUUCAUAGGGUAUAUUUCUGCUGGGUCCCCGACAGUUCUCUACCCUCUCUAUUCUACACAUGCAGAUCUUGUUGUUUUAAAAUUGAAGGUUGUAUUAUCAGCUUAUUUGUUGACUCCAUUGUUACAUGAUGCCUAUGAGGAAGUGCCAGGCUUGGAAGUGCCCAUCUAUGCGCAGGACCACCUGCCUCCUAUGUUUAUUCUUCCCUUGAUAACAUGGAACUUUGGGGACACCAUUGUCCAUCUCGCACUCCAUCCCUCAGGCUAUGAUCCUGUUCUAUAUUCUGUGGGGUUCCCUCUUUUCAACUCAACAUCUCUCCUGCCAAUGCCAGAUCUCACUGCCCUCAGUUAUGAUCACACCUAUGCAACUUGGGCCUAUAGUCCUGCCGCUGACUCUUUGGAGUCUGGUUUUCCUGGCUCAUUGAUCAGUUCAUCUAUCCUCAAGACUUCUCACAAUGGCACCUCCGCAUAUCUGGCAUGUGGAGGCAACCCCAAUGCCCACAUGUCUAAUCUCACCACACAAAAAACUGGUGCUCAUCACAAACCCAGGACCAAAACCAAAAACACUACACUGCAACGUAUUUCACACCAGUACCCCAACUGGGGAAAGGCUCUUGCCAACCUUCGGUGCAUGAUACGAGCUGCUAUUUGUUGCAGGGAAUGUCCCAAUCUGUUCCUACUUGUCAUGUCUGAUUAUGUUACUGAGCAAAAGGCACUGCUUAACUCCAUCUGGCCUGAUGCUCUGACUCAGUCAAAAUUUCAGCUGCAGGACUUGGAAAACAUGGUCACAAUAGCAAACAACACUCCCAUGUCUGAAGCAGACAUCCUGGCUCUUGGCGACACUUGGUUUAGUCUCUUUAUGCAUGACAACAAGUGUCACAUUUUUGCGACACUCAAAAGCAAUCGUGCUGGCUUUGACCUCAGCACAAUCUUUGGGACCACGCUUAAUAAUAAGGUCAUAUCACUGCUAUCUAAGCUGAAGCCCCCACAGUCAAAUCGUCUUCCACUCACUGAUAAUGGUAUAGCAUGGUUUCUCCUCCACCAGGUCACAAAAGAGUUUAUGUACUAUGUGAUCUUCUGGCACAACAGCACACAAGGCAAUCAUAUCUGUCUUGCAGAUCUGUGUCCUGCAAUCUUUAGACAUGCAGCAUACCCACCCAUGGCAACCUUGGCCUUGGCACUGACCAAUGCUUACAUCGUCCUGUUGACAUUCCUUGAUAUUGAAGUCAAAGACUUCCAUGCAUUCAUGUCUACAAGCAAUUUUCAUGCGCAUGUAUGCCAGAUGCUUCCUAUGCUAUUUGAACAAUCCAGCAAUUCUGGCCACACAGCAUUUAUGUUGGCUAUGAAAAUGUUAUGUGAUGUCAGGAAGGGUGAUGUCAAAUGGCUUCCAGACUCCCUCUUUACCACAGCUUCCAUGCUGUUUGGAUUGGUUGAUCCACUUGAUAUCAAGGCUCUCAUUGAAGCACACCUCAUGGAGGACAUGAUGCAGACAACCCUCCAGCAAGAAGAGGAGAGUUGCCUGGAAUACCUCAAGUGA